Messenger RNA from Lachancea lanzarotensis, 417 nucleotides. RefSeq names its product LALA0S03e07888g1_1 (gene DIF1). NCBI's taxonomy places the organism in Eukaryota, Fungi, Ascomycota, Saccharomycetes, Saccharomycetales, Saccharomycetaceae. Gene Ontology annotation, molecular function: ribonucleoside-diphosphate reductase inhibitor activity. The record is from RefSeq and is a predicted model, not a curated record. Bases 1 to 417 code for a protein of 138 amino acids. The transcript has a single exon. Gene Ontology annotation, cellular component: cytoplasm; nucleus.
AUGACAGGAUCGCCCCAGAAAAAACAUUUGGGUCAAGGGAUUCAAAAACAAAAUGAGCUAUACCAGGGCCAAAAUGAACUCUCAACCAUCGGUAUGCGUAUUCGUCAGUCUGUGGAUCGUGGUUACCAAAUAGGUGGUAAUCAUCAACAGCAGUUGUCGUCGUCUUCGACGACGACAACAUCCACGAUACCACGUGACGCAUGCAUGGUACAAGAUAAUUCUGAAUUGACGAUUCCUAUGUACAAAAGGGUGCCCAUGCCAGGUGCCAAGCAGCCACCAAUGUUGGUGAAUGCACGCACAAUAUCGAGUUCGAGUUCCCUGGAGAUAUGGGAGAACGAACUGGACCAAAGACUCGAGCUCAUCGACAACGACAUUAUGCGCAACAAGCGGGCGUUCGACCAAGUAGAAGACUGGUGA